AUGGCGAAUGUCAAAGUGGCGCUGCGGGUCCGGCCUCUGAGCAAAAGAGAGAAUGCAGAAGGAAGAAGAGUGAUUGUCGACGUUGAAGACAAAGUGGCGAAAAUUAGAAACAUAAAGAGCCAUGUCAAGGUGGAUAACAAGUAUGAAGGUCUUUGGGACACAAGAGAGAAAGUUGUCGCAUUUGGGUUUGAUUACUGCUAUUGGUCUGUUGAUCCUGAGGAUCCAAAAUAUGCAUCUCAGGAAUCGGUUUUCCAGGAUCUUGGUGCUUCAGUAUUAUCUGGUGCUUUUAAAGGAUACAACAUUUGUCUUUUUGCAUAUGGACAGACUGGUUCGGGAAAAACAUACACCAUGAUGGGAACUCCAAUAUCUGUUGGAUUAACUCCACGUAUAUGUGAGGGUCUGUUUUCAAGAGAAGAUGACUAUUUAAAACUGCCAGCAUCUUGCAGAGUGGAAGUCAGUUUCCUAGAAAUCUAUAAUGAGCGGGUCCGAGAUUUGUUAAGGCAGCCAAGCCAUAAAAAACCAUACACACUUCGUGUCCGUGAGCAUCCUGAGACAGGGCCAUAUGUACAAGGGCUGUCUCAACAUGUAGUUACGGACUACAAUCAAGUAGUUGGACUUCUGGAAGAAGGAAUAGCAAACAGAAUUACUGCAGUUACUCAUGUUCAUGAUGCCAGCAGCAGAUCCCAUGCCAUCUUCACUAUUCAGUAUACUCAGGCUAUAUUAGAGAAUAAUCUACCCUCUGAAAUUGCAAGCAAGAUCAACUUAGUGGACCUUGCGGGCAGUGAAAGAGCUGAUCCCAGUUACUGCAAAGAUCGGAUUACAGAAGGUGCCAACAUUAACAAAUCAUUGGUUACUCUUGGAAUUGUCAUCUCUACCUUAGCACAAAAUUCUCAGGUGAUCAGCAGUUGCCAGAGUAUAAACAGCAUAGCCAGCGAUGUGGAUAGCAGCCACUCAAGCAGUCAAUGUGGAGCCAGUGUCAGUAGUCCGAGGCGUCAGGCUUACAUUCCAUAUCGUGACUCCAUCCUCACUUGGCUUCUGAAGGAUAGUUUGGGUGGUAAUUCCAAGACAAUUAUGAUUGCAACAAUAUCUCCUGCAAGUUCUUGCUAUAAUGAGACCAUGAAUACCUUACGAUAUGCCUCAAAUGCCAAAAACAUUAUUAACAAACCCCGGGUGAAUGAGGAUGCAAAUGUGAAGCUGAUUAGAGAACUGAGGGAAGAAAUUGACCGACUAAAAGCUAUGCUGAUGAGCUUUGAGCUGAGAAAUUUUAGUCCAUCUUGGAGUGAUGAUAAAGAUGGAAAUUUGACAGAGUUAGUUCUUCAGAAUGAAAUUAAGAUUGAGCAGCUGACCAAAGACUGGACAAAUAAGUGGAUUAACAGGAAAGCUAUCAUGGAAGAAUACAGUGUGGAUAUCAACAAGAAAAAAUCUGGAGUGACAAUUGACUCCAAUUUACCUCACUUAAUGACCCUGGAUGAAGAUAUCCUUAGUACUGGAGUUGUGCUCUAUCAUCUCAGGGAAGGAACAACCAAAAUUGGAAGAAGUGAUUCAAACCAGGAGCAGGAUAUUGUUUUACAGGGCCAAGGGAUUGAAAAGGACCAUUGCAUUAUAGAAAACCAGCAUGGAGUUGUGACUCUGCAGCCUCUUCAAGGCUCCUACUGCAUUGUGAAUGGCUGUGAAGUCACAGAUUCCUUUCGUUUGUCACAGGGAGCCCUUGUUGUUUUGGGUAAAGCUCACAAGUUCAGGUUCAACCAUCCAGCUGAGGCUGCCAUUUUAAGGCAAAGGCGAACAAUCACUGAGACACCUUCUGCUGUGAGCUGUAGAUCUCUUGAAUGGUUAAAUCUGGAUGGAGACUUUACACCUUCCCUUUCCUAUAGCUUUUAUCCAGCUGAAACAGAGAGUAGUAAACAAGUAGAUGUCAUCCAUGAAGAAUGCCAGCCAAAAGAGAAAAACAAAGAAUCUCUCCACAGUAGGAAAAUCAAAAAGCAGCUACUGUAUGUUGAAGAAUUGCAGCAGCAGAUCUUAGAUGGGAAAAUUAAAGAUGAACAAGAACUAGAACAUGAUCAAGCAAUAAUCAAUCAGCAGAUCAGAGAAAACCAGAAGUGGCUCAGUAAUGAAAAGAAGCGAUUGUUGGUGCAGCAGCAACAGGAAUCCUCUGUGCAGACAGAGGCCAAAUCAUAUGCAGAAGCAGGAGUCCAGAAUAUAUUGGAAUCAGAGACUUGCCCUUCCCUGAUACAGCAGAACAAGAAGAAAUUGGUACAACAGGAACUUUUGCAGAAGUACUCCUUAAAGAAAGCAGAAAGAAAUUUAAGGCGGAAGAAGGUCAAACUGCACUUAGAGAGGAUUGUGAAGAAACAAAAGUUACUUGAGGCCAAGAAAAACUUGGAACAGUUAGAAGCUAGUUGCUGGACCAACGAAGAUAAUGUGAAACAUUCCCAUCCGCUGUAUCAAGAUAUCAUAGCAACUUCUUGGGACUGCAAGUAUCCAAAACCAGACCAGUCAUCAGAUGUAAGCUCCUCGCAGAGCAGAAGAAAUUCCUUUUUAAAUCUUCAGCUACAGCAUGUCCCCAGUUGCUGUUUUUUCCUGAAAAGGGAUCCCUCCGAUGAAUUGUCUACCUCAGCACACAACUACAGAUGCUCUCAAGUCAAUCCAUCAAGAAAAUCAUCAUCUGUAGAUUUUCUUCAAAGAACAGUUAAAGAACUUACCAGAAGAGAUAAUGUUGACGUUGAGAUUGAUGGCUCCUUCCCAACUCAGAGGCAGCUAACUGAAAUAUAUAAGUCAUUAUGUCUUGCCAAUAAAGAAAAAGUGGACAGUAGCAUUAGUACUACACAAGUAAUUUCUCAUCUUUGUAAAGACUACAGUCAAAUGGAGAAAACGGAUAAUAGACCAAGGCAAACUAGACCUAAAUCCGUGAUUUCUAAAAGCUGUUCUCCUGAUCUCUUUAAGAAAAAUUUCAAAUCUGAAACCAGAAAACAAGUGACUAGAACAGAAGUACUAGGAGACACUAGUCAGUGUAUGGGAAAAAACUUAGAAAAGACUGAAGCUCAGGAAAUUAGUAGAAAAAAGGGAAAAUAUGUAAGAAAUAAGCACCAAGGUUCGCUGCCAGGGAGUUCCAGCAAAGAAAUAAAAAGGUCAACGACAUGUGAUAAACUACCAGUACAGCAUGUUAGCCAGACAGCAAAGAAUGUAAGAAGAGAUCCAGAAGACAGACAAUCAGAGGAAAGACAUGAACUUCUGAGGACUACAACUUUAGCAGGAAGUCUUAAAAAGAUAAAUAACCAGAAGCCUCUCUGUCCUAGAGAAAAAAGGUGGCAUAGUGCUGAGGUGUUGAGUACUGGAAUCUCAAAAACAGCUUCCAAUCCCCUGACGAACUGGCAAGAAGAUGAAGACAUUGAAUUUUCUGAUACAGAUAGUACAUACUCUGUGGAUUCUCUCUCAUGUAUAAAUACAAUAGUCCUGACUGAGCAACUUAGGCAGAAAGAGUCAGCUGGAAUCCAGGGCACUCUUGAUCUGGAUGACUCUGAAAGUGAUGACAGCCAGAUGUCUCAGGAUUCUCUUACAGAAAAGGUAAACAAAACUGAAAACCAAGAUCAGAAGGAUUUUCCUCAGGUCCAUCAAGAGCCUAUUAACUUUUACAAAGACAAUAACUGUCAGCCUCUGAUGGCAACUACAUCUACAUCAGGCAGUAAUUUGACUGAGCAUGAGAGAAGCUUCUCUUUGGAUAGCUUAGGUGAUGUUGAUGAAGUAUCAGAAGACAUGGCAGAGAAAUGCAAAUUGGAGUCAUUUGAUGAAGUGCCAGCAGAACUUUUUUGGGGGAUGCAAAAUCCAAAGUUAGAAACCAGAAACAGCAAUGAACAGCACAAUCCUGAGCUCUGUGAUGAAAAUAUAAUAAGAAAAUCUGAUGACUUGAAUUUUAACGCUGAAUCUUUUUAUCUGGAUGCUAGUACGCAGUCUAGUUCCAGUAGUGUUUGUGAUCAGUCAGUGAAGGAGAUGAAAAUUAAUUUUUUAGUUCAAGGAAGAUCUAUAGAUCAAAAACCACAAGAUGCAGGUGAAAAUCUUCCCAUUUUGUCAAAUGCUUGGUUGUCCUAUGGCUUAAAACAUGGAAAAUGCAGCCCCAUAAUAGCGAUGCCUUCUUCUCAAGACCACUCAGAUUUUCAGAUUGCUCAGCUGCAUCCUUAUGACACAUCACAUAGCUGGAUGAAGAAAGAUGAACUAAGGCAGUCAGCUGCUGAAUUAUCAUUUGUGUCUUAUAAAGAACCUCAUAGGAUAUCUCAUGAGCCUGACAAGAUUAAGAUGAUGUUUCCAUGUGCACCACCAUCAAUACCUUUACCAGAAACAAGAACACAUCCUGAGAUAGAAACUGUAGGAGCUGCAAUGUCAUUUUUAGCUCCAACAGAAGACAUUUCUUUUGAUCAUGUUUCUGCAUUUCCUACAAAACAUGGUUACUGUGAGACUACCUCACCACCAGAGUCUAAUAACCUUCAACCUGAUGAGUUGGCUGGGAAUGGAUCUACUAAUGAAGCCUCAGGUACAGAUAAUUUAUCUCAAGUGUCAGAAAAACAGGACUUCUCUGUUUCUUCAAUUUAUUCUGAGAAGAAUGAAGAUUUUAAAAAUAAUUCCUUAAUUUCUACAACAAGUAUCCACUUUUUACGAGAAGAACCUCAUGUAACUACUAAUUUAGAAGACUGCAUCUUUAGAACUAUUGAAAAAGAGAGCAUUGAUUAUGACUCUGAGAGUAGUAUAAAAGACUCAAAAGUACUUGAUUCAAAUACAGAAGAUAAAUCCACCUGCACAUUAUCCAGUGGGUCUCCUAGAUUGGCUACAGUGGAUGCAACACAAGAAAAACUUCAAGGCCACAAACAUUUGUUUUCAAAAGAGAGAAUAUCAUUGUUUAGUAAUGAAAGUUUCUAUCUGUGUGAAAUAAGAAAUAAAAGUCUAAAUCUUGUUGAGGAAGAAGAGUAUUCUGGUGAUAAGAUGCAUUUACCAACACAUGACAGAUGUGAUUUUUUUGACCCAGCACUGAAAAUGAAAUACCAACAGGUAUUGGCAGAAGACAUUUCUGUAGACAGUUCUUCUGAACCUAAAUUGUAUCAAAUAAAGAGAACAGCCUUUCGCCAUAGUGAUCAGUUUACUCCACUUCUACCAACUUCUGAGACUGAGAAAGCCACUAAACAUGAAAACAGAGAUGUCUUAGCAGAAUCUGCUUUAGAGGUACCUUCAUUUAGAGAGGUGAAAGAAAACAACUUGCAAGAUGAAAAAUGGAGUUCAGAAAAUCAUUUUGAAUUUCAAACUAGAGCCGUAAUGAGUGAGUCUUAUUCAGGUUUAAUACCAGACUGCUCUGGAAAUUGCUCAAGGCAAAAAGAUUCAUUGAAUUUGAAUACUGAACAUUUGAUGCCAAACAGCAGUGAAGGGAAAAAAUGUAACAUGAUUUGUGCAGAUUUGGUGACUGACAAAGUAAUGAGUUCUAAUACGAAUAUAAAUGAGAAAAAAGCUGAACUUACAGUUCUUGGUUCUUGUAUGGUUGAUGAUAAAGUCUCUUUACAAUCCUAUCCAAAUAUAUCGUGCCAAGACGCACCUAGAUUGCAAAAGCAUGUUUGUGAGACCAGAUCAUCUAAUACAGAAAAUCAUUCAAAAGAAUGUUGUUCUGGAUCUGUUACUACCACAGAUGAGAAACACACAAUACACACAGUUCUUCAUGAUUCUGUUAAGUUUGGCUGUAUUGGCAAACCCAAAGUUCGGCACAGAUCUUUACCUUCAUCAAGACAAGUGAAAGAAGCUUCACUUUUGAGUAUGGACCUUAAUAAAAAUGACUGUUCAGGAAUGGAAUUGUGUACCACUCAAGCUGCUGAAAAUAAUUCUGUAAAAGUGUUAGGAAAUGGAGUUUUCUCAGAUACAGCUUCCCAAGCACAGAAUUCCUGUGUGAAUAAAGAAUCUGAAUAUCUCAAAGAGAAAGUUGUCACAGCUUCUGUAACUCCUUCUGAAGAAGAUAUGAGUAAAUACAAUAGUAAGUCAGUAUGCUCUGAAGAACUCACUAAGCUAAUAAAUAGUGUUAACAAACUGGAAAGUGACAUGUUAGAAAUCAAAUCUAGUCAGAAUAAAAGUUUACGUAAUUACCUUGGAAUUGAAUCUCAAAGCGAACCUGUAGUGAAUGGAAAGAACUUUGAAUCAAGUCCUCCCUUUCAGAGACUCAGCAAUGAUCAUGAGCAGUGUAAUAGGAAAUUACUUGUAACAGUAAAACAGGAGGAAACUAAUAAAGUAGAGAUCCAGCUGAGUGAUGACAGCAAAGGAGAAUUGUGCGCAUUCAAAACAGCAGUCGAGCCCGACAUCAUCUUUCAGUCUAGCAAUGUUAACAAAAAUAAACUUCAAGAAAAUACAAGAGAAAGUGAUUGUCACACCACAGACAUGAAAGUAGGUUCUAAAAGCAUUGUAUCAGCUAUUUGUCGCAGCAAAACCGUUUUAACUCAAAAAACUGUAAACUUCUUUGAUGAAUAUGAAGAACCUGUUCAAGAUGACAGAGUUAUAAAAACUGGUUGUGGCUCUGGACCCACAGUGAUUUCAAUGUCCUUUGAAUGCAGGCAAGAGGACACUUCAGAUUACAAUAAAGAACAUCAACGAAUGCCACUGAAUAAUGAAAGUAAGAGUUGUUUAACAGAAAGCUUGAUAUCCCCGAAUGCUGUUUUUCAAGAAAAUAAUGCUGAUAGGAAUACAAUUGAUUUUGAAACAGAAGUCAAAGAUCAAAGUGAUGCAUUAGAAAAAGAGGGGUUAACUGAGCUACACACUGGUGAAAAUAUUGUUUUGGUCCAAGAGAAACCAGCUCAUGAUCUUACGUAUUGUGACAGUGCCAAUGAUGAUGAUGAUGAUGAGAUACCAGAAAAAUAUUUUACUGCUUCUACCUUGGAAGAACAAGAGGGUAGACUUCAGUUACCAGUAACAUGUCCCGAUAUAGAUGAAACACACAGAGAAAUAAGAUCAACAGGUCUUGAAAGCCACAGAGGUGUUACAAAUAAAAUGCUGAAAGACAACAGUAGUGAUGGAUCUUUGUGUGAAGAUAGAGAUGCAAUUUGGCAAUGCAAGAUAAGUGAAGAGUUUGGACAUGGUGACAAAUUUGAAAAUAUUAAUGCAUCUAUAACUUUUGUUGGAAAUGGAUUUGAUAAUUAUAAAUCUGUCCCCGACCACUUUAUACCUAAGAAAAAAGAGAAAAUGCAUCCAGUAGCCCCAAUGCAGUUGGCUAUGACUGAAGUACUGGCUCAAAGCACCAACACACAAAGCAUGUGUAUUUUUAAAAUGGGAGAUGAAGAAAGGUGUUUUAAAGAAAUUAGUGAAAGAACAGAACUUGAUAUUUCAGAAAACCAAGGGGAAGCUCUACCACAGAACAAGUGCAGUUACAGUUUCUCAGACAAGGAGACUCUGCUUAGUGAGGUAUCAGAAGAAAGUGAAUGGUUACCUCACAUUUUUUCAAAGAAUAAAGGUGAUGUUGGUGAUUACUCAGUAACGGUUAACCAAAAAGAUCUACCAGAAAGUAUAGGUCAAGGUGACAGGAUAACUGCCAAAGAUGUUAAACAUUUACUCUGUCAGACUGCACAUAGUCCUUUGUUAACUGGAAGAAAUAGAAGUGGAGAAAAUAUUCAGGGUGAUGGUACCACUGCAAGCAAUUCUGCAGUGCCGUUCAGUAGCAGUACCAGUACUAUCACAGGUCUCCAGUACUAUGAAACACGAAAGGAUAAUGAUGUACAGGCUGGAGCACUCUCAACCUUUAUCAAAGGAAGAAGAGAUUAUUCAUUUCCUCAUGAUCAGGUAGAGCUGGACAGAGAGAUGAAGGCAGACAUCAGAUUUAAAAAAACAUCUAAUUACAUUACAUCUGAGCAAGUUCCUAGUGAGGAUAACACAUGUUCAAAAUCAUGUAUUGCAGAAUAUCAUGGAUCACUAGCUUUUGCUCUUACUGAUGAUACUGGCAGUGAAGCAGUCCCUCUCACAAAGUUAUCUAAAAACACAAGUUGUGAUUUGGGAAGUUGUAAUGAAAAAUACAAUGCAAGUGAAGACCAAAAGCCAGAAUAUUGUUUACAUUCAGUUAAAAACAUACCUCAAAAAGAAAGGGCUAUGUCAGGCUCAUUUGGUUCCAAAAUAACAAAUAUAUUUCCCUCUCCAAUGUUCAAAGAAAAUGAAGAAGAAAUAAUACAAUGUUUACCUGAACUUUCUUCACAGGAUUUUAAUAGCAUUAUCAGUCAGAAAGAAUUGGAUUCACUGUUGCAAUAUAAUCAGUCAGAUAAAUGCCUACAAAAUACUAAUAGCACUGAGACAGAAUGCAAAACGAAUAGUGAAAGGAUUAUUGGAGAAUUGGGAUACCAAGCAGAAAUCACUGGAAGUCUGCUGUACAGACCUUCUCCUGAUCUACGCAGAAGGGAUGCUGAGGUGACAUCAAAAGAUGGAGAAAAACUUUUACAGCAUUCUACCCAAGCCUUGUGGGAAAAUGCUCAUUAUAGUGUGCAAAACAAUAUGAAAUCUUAUGUUUCUGCAUAUUCUGCUAGUAUCUUAAACAGUCCAGCUACACUGCCAAAUGUGUUGUUAGAGUGCCCUAUAGACAAGGAUGAAGCUGAUGGACUUUAUUUUGGGGAAACUCAAAUUCUGAAUAUAGCAGAUUAUGAUGCCCAUCAGGAACAUAACAAAAUCAUCAAUAAUGCUGUAAGUGCAAACUCUCAAGAAAUAGUGGAAACGUAUCAAAAAGAAAAGCAAGAUGAAAGUUCUUUCUAUGAACAUUUGGGUAACAAAGAUAACCGUCUAUAUUUACAGUCUGAGAAUGAUACAGAUGAGACAGAAAUAAGUUUGCAAGAGAGAAACAGGCUUACUCAUCAAAGUUUAGAACAAAAAAGCAGUGAUGAAAUGAUGCAGAUUCAUGUGUGUCCUGUGAAAGAUUUUUCCAUGUGUACAGAAUUUAAAAAUGCAAGUAUUCUUGAGUUCCCAAGAUCUCCUGAAGACGUCACAUCUUCCACACUUACCCAUUAUGCUGACUCACUGCAAGAUGCAUUUUUGACUUCCCAUUUGUCAUCUGGUUUUCGAGUGCAAGAAAGUCAAGUGAUACGUCAUCAGGCUUUCCCAGAGGUUCCAUGCUCAUCUUCAGAAUCCUCUUGUAGCCUCAGUCGAUGUCAGAGUGAAAUUGAAAGACAUACUGUUCUACAUGCAGCUAUAUCAAGUUCCCCAGUACUUACUAUCAGUCAAAUGCAGGAAAGUCUGUACAAUGAUACUGUAAUAUUUGGCCAGCAGCCAAGUGCUUUAGAAACAACUACUAGCUCUCAAAGAACCACAAAUUUAGAUGACAAUGAAAUCCAUAAAUCUAAACCUGAAAAAAUCCACCAUGAAGCAGAUGUUUAUCAAGAGUCUAGGGUUAAAGUUCCACUGCAAAGAUGUUUAGAAAACAUUGACCAAAACUCAUAUCCUCUUUCACAAAGAGAUCAAAAUACUCCAUAUUUAAGUAGCAGAGAUGAUACAGAAAAUAGACCUACCACUGAUCAUAUAAAAGAAUGUGAGUUGAUGAAUAAUGAAAGGGAAUUUUUGAUGUCAGAACAACUAAACCUUUCAGUAAUUAAUGACAAUAUGUCUUCCAAAUAUUUAUCAGGAAACAGCUGUUUGUCUUUGCAAAAAGAAUCUGAACCAGAGAUAUUUAGAAAUAAAAAAUUAGUUUUUACUGCACAGAAUGCAAACAUCAGCAAAGAUGAUGAACGGCUAGGUUUACAGAGUCAUUGCUUAUCAGCCCCAGCUAUUGCUGGCAUGUCUAAUUUUGAAUGUGCUUCUGAAACUUCAUCUAAAACAGACUAUUCUGAGCAUCUUGCUUCUAAAUCAUUACAAGAAUUAAAUAUGAGUGUUGAGCCUCCAUCUCCAACGGAAGAUGAUGCACACAGAAUUGAAAACUUUUUAAAAUAUAAGACAGAGGAUGUUGUACCCGUUAAAUGCAAGCCCAGGUUUCAAAAGAAAUCCAUUCAAGCUCAGAGAUCCAGUAACUGUGAUAAAAGAAGCUGGAGAGAAAGAGCUCAGGGCAGUCACUCUCCAGACACCUCUCCUGCUUGCUAUCCAGUAGCUGUUGAUCACACAGCUUAUAGUCCCGUGGAUACAGAGAUAGGAAAGCAUUCAAAUAAUGUCACUUUAGUAUAUGGACACAACAUGGGCACAAAAGAACCAAGAUACCAACUGGAAUCAACAGAUGGACUAUUACAAGACAAUAAAGAUGCGAUGCACUUUAGUUCAAGUGAUAUCAACCCAUAUAUUCACUCUUGGCAGCAAGAUGAGUGCCAUAAGAUUGGUUGGAAGCAGUAUGUUUUUGGAAGUGCAAGUGAUGUCUCUAGUAACCCACCUCCAUUGAGCCUGGAUACUCAAACAGUUAUGAGGUGCUCCAGUGUGGAUAAUGGCUUAAACUCCAAGAAUUCUCCUUUCCAUUCCCAUCUCAGUUCUUAUGCUAAUGCCAGAAUGCUGUCCAGCACCAUAAGUAGCACAGAAGACAUUCAACGAUGGGAAGCUGCAAGUGAAAGCUUUCAAUCUGCACAUUCAGAUGAAAGCAACAAGCAUUAUUCCAAUAUUUCUCAUGAUGAACUUGAAAUCACACCUGAAAGCUGUGUUUCCAGAUGUGAAAACCACUAUCAACAGUCGGAAAACACAUCCAUGCAGGUUGAUGAAAUUGUUCUACUCUACCCUUCUGAAUCAGAUGUACCCUGCAGUAAACCACAAGGGCUUCUGACUUGUGAACGGGAAACACAAACAGAGCCCCCAGCAAAGCAUAAAAGACAGAAGAGGCACCGCAGAAGCUACACUGAUCUAUCUGCAAGAAAACCAGAAGGAGCUAGAAAUUCAUUCCAGCAGCCAUCUUCUUGGUCAAGUGUACAGAAUCUUUCUAUGCAUCUGUCACAGCUGCUUCACAAUACUUCUGAGCUGCUAGGAAAUUUUUCUUUACACACUAUUAAAGAUAAUGAACAAAGUGACUGGAAAGCAGUUGAUGAGGAAGGUAAGAAAGCUGCAGUGUCUGACAGCUAUACCCAAACAACAGAAGACACAGGUGUUCAGACAGAUAUUUUAAGGUACCCUCAACAAAAGAACAAGGAAGACCAAAUCAAACCUAAAAUGGAAAACGAACCAAUGAAAUCUCAGGAGGUAAAUGUGAUUGUGAAGGUUGUACAUACAGAUACUGUAGCUUUGAUGAAUGAAAGAGUAUCAAAAAGAAAGGAAUUGAUGCUACAGAGCAUGCCUGACUUAAGAACCCUGGAUGACAAUAAAACACUAGAAGAUUCCUGUGUUCCCCAGCCUCCUUCAAAUAAAGACUCUAGUCCUUCACUAGAAGUACAGAACAUACAAUUAGCUGCUGCACAAGCAGUUACUCUUGACAGUCCCAAAGCUUCAUUAGCUACAUCAUCUUUUCACUCUCAACAUGAUGAGACUUCACACACUGUAGUUAGUAGCCCUUCCUCUAGCAUCUCUCUGUCUUCAGUGUGUUAUUCUCAAGAUAGGAAACCUGUUGGUAAACCUAGUGUUCCAGAAACAAGGGAGCUGUACUAUAAUAACAGUUUAUUUGUUGAUCGUGCGUCUUCCCCUAUUCUGACACUUAAUGCCAGUCCAGUCAGUCAUCAGCUUUCAUUAAACAAAUCUACUUUUUUAAAAGGAUCUGUUGGGAAUCAGAGAGAUACUGAAAAUUUAUUAACUAAUUUUAGAAAAAGGGGAUCAGGUCCAUUGUACGACUUGGGUUCUCAGGAUCGACAUGUUGAUACUUCUUCACAAACAGACAGUGAGUCUACCACAUCUAGAGAUAGCAAGGAAAUGUGCAAGGAGUCUGAAAAUAUCUUGGAUAAGAAUACAGCCAAAGAGCUUUCUAGAAUAGUUGCAACAAAACAAAAGCACAGAUUUACCAUUGAUACACAUACUGCAGUUCACACCAAAAGACUCUAUCAUUCAAGCAGCACUUUGGAACUUUCUAGCCACAGGGAAUGCUUAGUUGAUGGUAACAGAGAGACUGUGCCGGUGGAACAUUCCUUUCAUCAGAUAUGUGCAUCCAGUAGAGCAAGAAACUUUUCAGGUGGAAUCAAAUACAAAAGUCCUACUGGAAAUGCUGAAUCGUCACCAUCUAAAAAAUCCUUUCAGAUAUCUUUAAAUGAGCAUAAUAGAUCUUCAUCUUUAACAUCUGAUGAGUCUCCAGAAUAUCUGCUUGAUUCUUUUUCUCCUCAGUGCCAUCCGACUUGGAGAAAUAAUAAAAGCUAUCCUUAUUCAACAUCUGAAAUGAAUGAGAUGCAAGGUGAGGACACUGUUGAUGCAGAAUCAGAUAUGGAAAGUCAGUGCAACACUGAAAUUCUAUUAAAUGAGAAUAAUUCUUUAGUAAAGACUCACAGACUUCGUAGCUAUAGUCUUCGUGACCUGCCUCUGCACAAUAAGUUCAGCAACUGGUGUGGUGUUAAGGGUAGUGCUCACUCAUCUUUAACUAGCCUGAAUCGAAGUUCUGGUGAUAUUCAGAGCCCAGCAGAAAGGAGGACAAUUAAUGAAAGAGCAACAGAAAUUCAAGAAAGAUCCUUGCUUGGUGAAAGGACAUCCAGAGAAAUUGAGAGACUACAAAGAGAGCGUGCCCAAGUUAUGUCUGGCAUCCAUUUAGAUAUUAAUCAGCCUCCUCUUACUGUGGAACUUACAGAGGCAAAAUUAAAUUAUGGCAUUGGGGAAACAGAUGCACAACUGAGGAUUCUUCAGAGUGGAGCAGGCGAGAAUUUGGUGUCGAUGCCCAUAAAACAGCAACUUUAUGAAAGGCACAGAAAGUCAAUUGAGGUGUUGAGAAAACAGAGAGAGGAGCGACUCCAGUUUUUCAGAAGGAGUCGUAGUCUCAGUCCACAAAAGCAUCAAAGUCUUCUCCAAUCAGGGGAUAUGAACCAGAGAGAUUCAGAACUGCCUAGCCGGCGCCGUGAAUACCUACAGCAGCUGAGAAGAGAUGUUGUGAAAAAUACUAGGGUUCAUGAACCAAAAAUGAAGAUGCAGCAUCCUUCAGAGAUUGAGCUGCUCCUUCGAGAUUAUCAGAAAGCACGAGAAGAGACAAAAAUAGAAAUUGCACGAGCCAGGGACAAGCUUCGUGAGAGAGCGGAACAAGAAAAGAGGCGCAUUCGAGAACAAAUAUUCUUUCAACUACAGAAUGAAGAAACCAAGCUGAAAACCCUUGUAAGCACAAGCACUUUAUGCACAGAUUCUACCCUCAGUCUAUCUUCAGGACCAACAUCUGGAUACCAUAGUAGUAACACAGCUACAUAUGCUGCUAGUGUACUUGGCAAGCAAGAAGAGCAGGCUUCUCCUGAAGAUUCACAACACGCAAGAGGAGAUACAAGAGGCCGUUCAGCUAUUAGAAAUCAUCAGGUUUAUAUUUUUGAGCAACUGCAAAAAGAUUCCACUAAUGAGAUUUUUCCUACAACAUCUUCAUAUAUACAGAAGAGUAGUAUCCAGUCAUCACUUCCUGCCAGCCAUACGUUUGUUCGUAGUCUAAUCGUUUCCCCCAGCACCAUUCCAGAUUCUCCUAUGAAAGGAUAUGAGGAUUUGUCUAAGGACGUCUUGGCUAAUGCUGCUGCAGAGGUUAUGGCAGUAUGUUCAAAUGACCUGAGGAAUCUUUACAAUGGCCAGGCAACAGCUGGUUGGAAAUAUCAGUGUAUGGAAAGGGAUGUACUAGUUUAUUAUAAAGCCUUUUCAUCAUCUGCAACUAAGCAUGGGUUUCUAGGAGCAGGAGUGAUCGACAGACCUCUUCCCACUGUGUUGUGCAUGCUGAAGGACCCUAGCAAAAGGCAUUUGUAUGACAAAACUAUUACCACAGCUCAAGUACAUAAGAAAAUAACCAGCAACAUUGAGUUGGUGUACGUGGUGAGUGACAUUUCGUUGUGUUACCAAAAGCAACCAAGGGACUUCUGCUGCAUCUCUGUAGAAGCCAAAGAGGAAAAUGUGUCCAUCCUAGCAAUCCAGUCGGUAUAUGAAGAAUCGAUGCCUCGCCCUUGUAAAGAAAUGGUACGAGGAGAGAUAUUGCCCAGUGCGUGGAUAUUAGAACCAGAUACUGUGAAUGGAAGAGACGUCACUAAAGUCAUCUACAUGGUGCAGGUUGAUCUUGGUGCCCCAGCCAUUCCCGCAAGGCUCCUGAGCUCUGUUGCCAAGCGGCAGCCUUUGGUGAUAGCCAGACUAGCUCACUUUCUUGCUGGUUAAGCAUGCAUGGAAUACUGAUAACAGAAACUGAUUUGUCAACAAAAUGUAAAUACUGCCAGUGCCAGGAUUUUAGUUUACUAGUUGGCUUCAGAACUGGAAGCAAGCUUUCCUAGAACUGCUAAAUGAACUGCACAACAGAGCACCUGCUUUAGAAACAGGAAUCCAAAAAUCAAACUUUUAUUGAAGUAUUUACAUUUUGAGGGCCUUGGUCAUGCCUUCCUGUUCAAUCUUUUGGAGAAUCGUAGUCUCUACAGAAACUAUGAUCAAGCAAGACUGACUUAAAAAUCACCAAUGUUGACAGACAAAAGCAUGUAAGCAUCUGCAGUUUUAAACUGAAAAAGUCUUCAAUCUGCUGGAAGAGUGAAGGAGCACUAAGACACUGAUCUAAACUUGAAUUUAGAGGCAGUAGGUUUGAGGUUCUUUUUAGUCCUUCACCAUUACAGCAAAGCUACUGUAAUGGCCUUUGCAAAAGGAUGCUUGCAAACUAAGGAUUAAUGUAAUCAUUGUACCUAGUCGGUCUGCUGGUUAAAUAAGAUCCAUUUCACGAUGAAGCAAGGAUAUGCUGACUUUUACGAAGCUGUGUUAGUUAUGGCUCUGAUGAAGCAGCAUCAGCUGGGUUGCUACUUACUCUUAGUUGGAAACACAAACAUGACUCAGGUAGAAAAGACAAAGUUCUGUUCCAGAAUCUCAGCAACACAAAGUCGAAGUGGUUGGAACUGGAUAAACCAAAUUCAUAGCUGUAAAACAUGAGCAUAAUGGUAACAGCUAGGUGAAUCAUGGAAUGGAGCGCAGCAGCUGGUGUAUCCAAGAGAGUCCCAGUUCUUUGUAAGAGCAGCAGGUUUCUAGGACUUCAGAAUCGCAAAAAUAAUCUUAAAGCAGUGCAAACCUGCUGACCACCAGGAGGCUGGAACUGGUCUGGGGUCAGUGUGUGUUCUCCUUCACACUCCACUAUGUGCUUGAAGUCCCUAUUUAUAAUGCCACAUAACUUUCUCUCAUCUAGGCUUAUUAGUAUUUCACAAAACCCAUUCCCUCCAUGACACAACUGCUUUUUUGCAGUUUUGCUACUCCUUAAGAUUGGGUUUAUUGCAACAAAUCAUACUUGAUUAUAUCAAAUAAAAUUUGUUUUGUAAUUCUGUUUAUAAUGAAUUAGUACAAUCAUGACACCUCUCCCACUAUAAACAAGUAUCUCAUAGCAUGUUUUAUUCAUGUGAAGAUGUAAGCUAUUUGUUUCACGUUGUUUCUAAAAAUAGACUUUUAGAGGCCUAGUAUAGACAUCCUGUUAUUUAAUAGCUACUGCAUCAUUUUCUGCCACCGUGCUCUUGUUAAUUAGCAGUUAAGGUUAGUGGUUUUACUGGAGCCAUUAACUGCUCCUGACUUAUUUACAGCUUUCCUGUAACAGUGGAAAUAGUCAGUAAUAAACUACUUUUCUUAUGGUAUCCAAUAGUAGAAGUGAGUAGGUAAUGGGGUCAUAGUGAGAUAAACUUUACUCAUCUUUUCUCGCAACAGAACAGACUGAAGGCAGUAGAAGGAAAGAUGAGAAAUAUAUAGUAUCAUUGGUGCAUUAAACAAAUAGCUGCCAAGUAUAAGCUGCAAAGAGCCAUGUAUGGGAUACCCAGGGUUUUCAUCCUUCCCUAGAAGCCACUCUUUUGGAGCCAUGUAUGAGUACUGCAAGACAGAGUUGCUGCAGAUGCCUGCCCACCAAAGGAGGCUGUUUUCAGUAAGAAUAAGUUAGUUUUCCACAAUUCACAAAUAAUUGAGCUAGAGAUUAUAAGUAACUAUUAGCACAACCUAUCCUGUGAACUUUUGCUUGGGAGUAAGUAUUCAAUGCAGUAAAUUUUACUUUUGAGUAAACAUGCUGAAGCUCAGGCUGUUAGCCCAAAUGGUAAGCAUCUAUCUGUUGAGAAUUCAAAGCACAGAAACUAUAUUUAAUGAUUAGGCUUAGUAAAGCAUGGCUGAACCAAAUUAUUGUAAAGUGAAAAUCCCAUGAGGUCAUUUUCAACACCCAGUCCUCUGGAUCACUUGCUUGUUUCGGGGGCUGGGAAGGACAAUUUGAUAAACUACCCAGAGUACCAGCAGUGGACACACUGUAAUAUGCGAAUCAGAGAAGUAUUUCAGAAAAUAUAUCCAGUGAGCAGCUACCCCCCCCCUUUUUUUGGGACAUGGCACUCUGUUAAUGAAUCAAAACACUUUAGCAGGAACAACAUCCAAGAAGACUCUACUCUUAAUACAGAUGGUGCCUAUUGAAGGAUAAUGUCUUAUUGUACAGUGCAUCAGAUGUUUAUUUUUAUAAAUGCAUACAAUUGUUUUUUCUAUGUUCACAAAUUAAUUUAUUUAUAUAUACUUGUUUUGAAAUGGUUUUAUAUGCUGAAGCUAGUUAUUAUUUUUACAGGUAUUCAAUUAAUGUAUGCUUUUUAGAAAUAACUGAUACUUUAAAAGUACUAUUUAUAAAAUAUUUUCUUUUGCAAAUAUAACACUAUGGUACCUGUAAAUGCCUAGAAUGGAAGAGCAGUCUAUUAAAAUAGGGCAAAAUUAUUUUCUGUGAAAUCUUUUACUCAAAUUACUAUAUACCAUAUCUUUAGCUCAUAUCUGCUUUUAACCAAGAUUGCUAUUUUCAUAUCCUCACAAUAAAUUUCUAAAUA
Molecule: messenger RNA, 16820 nt
Organism: Eublepharis macularius
Lineage: Eukaryota; Metazoa; Chordata; Lepidosauria; Squamata; Eublepharidae
Gene: STARD9
Product: StAR related lipid transfer domain containing 9
Exons: 35
Coding region: 1-14181 (4726 amino acids)
Biological process (GO): microtubule-based movement
Molecular function (GO): ATP binding; microtubule motor activity; lipid binding
Source: RefSeq, a predicted model, not a curated record